Messenger RNA from Coregonus sp. 'balchen', 9642 nucleotides. The record is from the annotation of a GenBank genome assembly. Lineage: Eukaryota; Metazoa; Chordata; Actinopteri; Salmoniformes; Salmonidae.
GGCCAUGGUGUGUGGUACCCUGACGUACUGAGCGUGGCCCAACAGAAGACACUUGGUGCAGCUCUUCAGUUUGUUGUUUCUCUGGGCCUCUGCCCUUACCUGGCCCCGGGGGUGGGGGUGCCCCUGGGGCGCAGGUCAGCGUUUGGGGCGAUGGUGGAGGUGUUGCUGCGUCAUGAUGUGGCCAUUGUCCCUGAGCGCCGUCUCCUGACCACCACCACUGUUCUGCUGGAGCUGUCUGUGCUGUCAUCCCUGGCCACCAUGGUCUUCACACGCAACCUGGGAGACGUCAUGGCAGCACUAUGCCAGCUGGGAUAUCGCCCACACCACCCUGAGAAAUGCACCAGUAAGGAUGAGAAGGUAAUUCACUGUUCAGACCUUUUCAUGUUGAAUAUGGAUGUUAUUAUACCUAGUCCUAGAUAUCAUGAAGAUUGAAUAGACUCCGUUGUUUUAGCAAAAUUAGAAACAAACAAAUGCCCACAUUUUGCCUAUUUGCCAUAUGAAGUCAAGUGUUUAUUGGGAUCUCUUCUUUAAGAUUUAUGUAUUGAUCACGUACAGCCACUUUACCAGGUGUUUAAAGACAAUGUUACAUAUAUGGGCUUUAAAGGGUUAAGCAGACAGAAGAACAAGGAGGCUGAUGAUGACCUAUCUUCUUGUCAUCACUGACUGAAUUCAUAUCAUCUCUUGUAAAAACGUAGGAGCUCAGCGAUGUGGAACGCAAGAACUGCGGGCAGGCUCUCCGAAGCCUUCUGGGAAAAGUUUAUCAGCCAAUCAUCAUCAGAGUUUCUUAUGCUCCAAGGAGGUCCUAAACACGUAGAGCACAAUGCAGUGAAGUGUCGUACACCAUUACGUAUCAUCGUGUUUUGUUUCCAUAUGUGUAUUUGUAUAUGGUGUCUGUCUGUUCUGUUCUGGUCAUGUACAUCAUGUCUCUCUCUUCCUGCAGGCCCCUCCAGGCCCUGGUGCUAGUGAUGCCAGUAGAAACCCUCUGAGCCAGGCUCCCCAUGGCUGAGGCGUCUGUGUGGGCAGCUGCUGUCUGAGAGGCUGAUGCAGUCCAGUCUGUGGUGAGCACCAUUCUGGAGGGGGCGCAGGUGAGCUGGAGACAUUUAGAAGAUCUGAAAUAUCAAGUGCUUAAGAUAGAGCAGGGAGAGAAACAUCUCUACCAAUCUUAGGCAUUAUCAUUUGUGUUGAAUUAUCAAUAAGUGUCAUUCUUACCUGUUUUAUGAUAAUGCAGGUUCACUGUUUGUUCCAUCCCUCUCUAACAGGAGGAGAGUCUGACUGGAGGAAAUGUGAUGGUGUAGCCAGGAUCCUAGCAGCCUGCCCUCAGCAGUGUCUAUCUCCACACAGUUACUACAGCCAGGUUUGCCCCCAGGUAAACCUGUCAUGUUUUAAAAGAUUUCUGGAAAUUGAACUUGCUAUAGAUACUGGCAUAAAAGUCAUAGUAGUGUCUAGGUUCAGUCUGGUAAUAAUAUUCUCACCUAAUGGUCAGAUUAUGGAGCUCCUGCACUUCAGAGACAAGCUGACAGCUCAGAAGUUCCAGCGUGUGGCCACCAGGGCGGCUCUCACAAUGGUGCAGGACCGUCUAGAGUUUACCCAGCAAUAUCUGCUCAUCCCCUCUUCAGCUCCCUCCACUGCUGUGGCCAGAUGACAGGUUAGUCAAAUUGCAGAGGGAGGUGUUCAGUCCCAGGGUCCUUAGCUUAGUGAUGACUUGGAGGGCACUAUGGUGUUGAACGCUGAGCUUUAGUCAAUGAACAACAUUCUCAGUUAGGUGUUCCAUUUGUCCAAGUGGGAAAGGGCAGUGUGGAGUGCAUUAGAGAUUGCGUCAUCUGUGGAUCUAUUAUCUUGGUGUUCUUGGGCACAGGGUGGUCUGCUUGAAACAUGUAGGUACUAUAUAUAUACAAAAGUAUGUGGACACCCCUUCAAAUUAGUGGAUUAGGCUAUUUCAUCCACACCCGUUGCUGACAGGUGUAUAAAAUCGAGCACACAGCCAUGCAAUCUCCAUAGACAAAUAUUGGCAGUAGAAUGGCCUUACUGAAGAGCUCAGUGACUUUCAACGUGGCACUGUCAUAGGAUGCCACCUUUCCAACAAGUCAGUUCAUCAAAUUUCUGCCCUGCUAGAGCUGCCCCGGUCAGCUGUAAGUGUUGUUAUUGUGAAGUGGAAAUGUCUAGGAGAAACAACGGCUCAGCUGCAAAGUGGUAGGCCACACAAGCUCACAGAAUGAGACCGGCGAGUGCUGAAGCGCGUGGCGCAUAAAAAUGGUCAGUCCUCGGUUGCAACACUCACUACCGAGGUCCAAACUGCCUCUGGAAGCAACCUUGGCACAAGAACUGUUUGUCUGGAGCAUCAUGAAAUAGGUUUCCAUGGCCGAGCAGCCGCACACUAGCCUAAGAUCAACAUGCGCAAUGCAAAGCGUCGGCUGGAGUGGUGUAAAGCUCACCACCAUUGGACUCUGGAGCAGUGGAAACACGUUCUCUGGAGUGAUGAAUCACGCUUCACCAUCUGGCAGUCCGACGGACGAAUCUGGGUUUGGCAAAUGCCAGGAGAACGCUACCUGCCCCAAUGUAUAGUGCCAACUGUAAAUAUAGUGGUCUGGGGCUGUUUUUAAUGGUUCGGGCUAGGCCCCUGAGUUCCAGUGGAGGGAGAUCUUAAUCCUACAGCAUACAAUUACAUUCUAGACUAUUCUGUGCUUCCAACUUUGUGGCAACAGUUUGGGGAAGGCCCUUUCUUGUUUCAGCAUGACAAUGCCCCUGUGCAUAAAGCGAAGUCCAUACAGAAAUUGUUUGUCGAGAUCGGUGUGGAAGAACUUGUCUGGCCUGGACCUCAACCCCAUCGAACACCUUUGGGAUGAAUUGGAACGGCUGCGAGCCAGGCCUAAUCGCCCAAUAUCAGUGCCCGACCUCACUAAUGCUCUUGUGGCUGAAUGGAAGCAAGUCCACGCAGCAAUGUUCGAACAUCUAGUGGAAAGCCUUCCCAGAAGAGUGGAGGCUGUUAUAGCUGCAAAGGGGGGGACCAACUCCAUAUUAAUGCCCAUGAUUUUGGAAUGAGAUGUUCGCCGAGCAGGUGUCCACAUACCUUUGGUCAUGUAGUAUUACAGACAGUGUCAGGAAGAGGUUGAAAAUGUCAGUGAAGACACUUGCCAGCUGGUCAGCGCAUGUUCUGAGUACGUGUCCUGGGCAGCUCGCUGCUGGGUUUCCCUUUGUAAUCCGUGAUAGUUUGCAAGCCCUGCCACAUCCGACGAGCGUCACAGCCAGUGUAGUAGGAUUCGAUCUUAGACCUGUAUUGACGCUUUGCCUGUUUGAUGGUCCGUCGGAGGGCGCAGUGUGAUUUCUUACAAGCGUCCGGGUUAGUGUCCCGCUCCUUGAAAGCGGCAGCUCUAGCCUUUAGCUUAGUGCGGAUGUUGCCUGAAAUCCAUUGCUUCUGGUUGGGAUAUGUACGUAUUGCAAGCUGUGCUGGAGUUUCUCUGAGAGAACAAAAUACUACACUGAACAAAAAUAUAAACACAACAUGUAAAUUGUUGGUCCCAUGUUUCAUGACCUGAAAUAAAAGAUCCCAGAAAUUUUCCAGACGCACAAAAAGCAUAUUUAUUUCAAAAUGUGUUCACAAAUAUGUUUACAUCCCUGUUAGUGAGCAUUUCUCCUUUGCCAAGAUAAUCCAGCCACUUCACAAGUGUGGCAUUUCACGAAGCUGAUUAAAAAGCAUGAUCAUCAUUACACAGGUGCACCUUAUGCUGGGGACAAUAAAAAUCACUCUAAAAUCUGCAGUUUUGUCACACAACACAAUGCCACAGAUGUCUCAAGUUUUGUGGGAGCCUGCAAUUGGCUUGCUGACUGCGCAAAUGUCCACCAGAACUGUUGCCAGAUAAUUUUAUGUUAAUUUCUCUACCAUAAGUCGCUUUCAAUGUCGUUUUAGAGAAUUAGUCAGUACAUCCGAACGGCCUCACCACCGCAGACCACGUGCAACAACACCAGCCCAGGACCUCCACCUCUGGCUUCUUCACCUGCGGGAUCGUCUGAGACCGGCCAUCUGGACAGCUGAUGAAACUGUGGGUUUUCAUAAUCAAAUAAUUUCUGCGCAAACUGUCAACAUUUUGGCGACUUCAGAGGGCAAAUGCUCACCUUUGAUGGCCACUGGCACGCUGGAUAAGUGUGCUCUUCACAGAUGAAUCCCGGUUUCAACUGUACCGGGCAGAUAGCGUCGUGUGGGCGAGUGAUUUGCUGAUGACAACGUUGUGAACAGAGUGCCCCAUGGUGGCGGUGGGGGUAUGGUAUGGGCAGGCAUAAGCUAUGGACAACGAACACAAUUGCAUUUUAUCGAUGGCAAUUUGAAUGCACAGAGAUACCGUGAUGAGGUCCCUGAGGCACAUUAUCGUGCCAUUCAUCCGCUGCCAUCACCUCAUGUUUCAGCAUGAUAAUGCACAGCCCCAUGUCGCAAGGAUCUGUACACAAUUCCUGGAAGCUGAAAAUGUCCCAGUUCUUCUGGCCUGCAUACUCACAAGACAUAUGUCACCCAUUGAGCAUGUUUGGGAUGCUCUCGAUCGACGUGUACCACAGCGUGUUCCAGUUCCCGCCAAUAUCCAGCAACUUCGCACAGCAAUUGAAGGAGUGGGACAACGUUCCACAGGCCACAAUCAACAGCCUGAUCAACUCUAUGCGAAGGAGAUGUGUCAUGCUGCAUGAGGCAAAUGGUCACACCACAUACUGACUGUUUUUCUAAUCCACGCCCCUACCUUCUUUUUUUUAAUGUUUCUGUGACCAACAGAUGCAUAUCUGUAUUCCCAGUCAUGUGAAAUCCAUAGAUUAGGGCAUAAUGAAUUUAUUUCAAUUUACUGAUUUUCUUAUGAACUGUAACUUAGUAAAAUCGUUGAAGUUGUUGCAUGUUGCGUUUUAUAUUUUUGUUCAGUGUAAUUAGUUACCUAUGUUAGUUUGUUAAAAAUUAAAAAAUGUGUAGGCUAUAUAACUGAAAAAUAACCACCACUGUUGAUAGCGUGAAGGGGUGAUUUCAGCUGCUUACCAUUUCCUUUUUCUAUAAAAAUAAUUUGCUCUGUGCAUUAGGGGAAUUGACACUGCUGCAGAUAAAGACUCCACUGUGAUGGGUUCUGAUUUAUAAACUUUAAAAAUGAAAAUAUCCUUAUUCAUGUUACUGAGGGAGAGAGGGGAAUGCAGAAAGUUUACAUUCUGUCAGAACAUGUUAUUGUUAGAAUUAGGUGUCCUAUGGAGAGGAGAAGGGCCACAGUCUGGUUUCAGUUGUUGGGUUGUAAUUUGAAAUACUUGCUACACCAGAAGUUAAUGGUUAUAUGUAGGAGGAAUGUAUAUGGUGGGGUCAAUGGAGGUUGGAUAUGAGCCAGGGGCUUGGAAUGUUACUAAGUAAGGGAAAAGGCAAUCGCAUGGUUGCGGUCACUGAUAAAGGUGGAUAGCUGUGGAUUAGUGAGGAAUGUGGGCCGAGGUCAGGUCACAUGAAGGGAGAAGGAACAGUUUAUUACCCGUAUCACUUAACUUUCUGUCUAGCAACAGAGAUGUAUUGGCUGUCCAGAUGUGUAAGGAGGAGACUCAGCAUAGGAGGAAGAUUUAACAUUUACAUUUUAGUCAUUUAGCAGACGCUCUUAUCCAGAGCGACUUACAGUUAGUGAAUACAUAUUUUUUUUAUACUGGCCCCCCGUGGGAAUCGAACCCACAACCCUGGCGUUGCAAACGCCAUGCUCUAUCAACUGAGCUACAUCCCUGCCGGCCAUUCCCUCCCCUACCCUGGACGACUUGUGCGCCGCCCAUGAGUCUCCCGGUCGCGGCCGGCGGCGACAGAGCCUGGAUUCGAACCAGGAUCUCUAGUGGCACAGUUAGCACUGCGAUGCAGUGCCUUAGACCACUGUGCCACUCAGGAGUACAGUGCUUUAAAUACCAGUGCUUGUGUAAAUAUGUCUUUUUCUUUUCAGCUGUUUGACCCAGUGGGUGAAUGAACUUGGUUUGAGCUUUUCCUAGUUGUCCGUUUAGUUUUUACUCUGUUUAUUUAGAACCUAACAACUGGCUUUUAAUUAGUCUGCCGAUCAAUGCCCUGAAAAUGACGCUUGGUGUGUGUGCUCGUGCGUACGUGUCUGUGAAUGUGUGUGCCCGUGUGUGUGUGUGCGUUUGUGUGUGUACGUGUGUGUGGGUGCCCAUACCUGUGUUUGUAAAUUGUGGUGUUGCUUGAGCAGCACUCAAUAAAGUGGGGCUAAUUGAAUAUGGAUCUCGCCCUGCUGUUUACAGACCUGUGGGCGGGCUGCUGCUUUGACAGAUAGAUCGGAAACAGACACAGCAGAGCUGCAUCAUCAAAAGGCUCCUCACUGAGCUGCUUAACACAUGACACUUCUACCCUAUGAGAUAGUCUCUUUCUGUUUUGAAUAUUCAAUAAGUAUCUACAUUUGAUUUAAUUCCUGCCCCAGUUACUAUCAAUAUUUUUUAUUUUUACUAGUGAAAUUCUUGUUCACUAUUUCUAAUGUCUGCUCCCGUUAGGCUCCAGGUACUGAGUAUGUCUGUAUUUGUUAGGAGACGGUCAAACCCAGGACACAGUAGAGGAAUGGGAGCUGACGCGCUGUGUGGAGGAUGUGUUUAAGGUGAGUGGAACACGGACGAUUAACUCAACCAUGAGAUACGGUGAGAUCUACUGUAUCACUCUCUCCCUCCAUCUCUCUCUCUCAGAUCUGUGUGGUGUGGAACAGCCCAUCUGCCCAUUUGCUGAAGGCUCUGGGAGAGGUGAUUCCUGUUCUCUUUGAUCUGUACUGCUUCACCAAAAAUAACGCUUCCCACCUACCGUCAGUUCUCUGUUGUAAUGCUUCUACUGCUGAGUAUUUCUGUAUCUGGCUAUUACUAUAUAGCUUUCUAUUUCUCAACAAGCCCUAUUUGUGAUGGUCACUUCAGCAAUGUAACAAUGGUUUCACCUGUAUCUUGUCAUGGAUUGGUCUCUGCUUUUUGGAUAGUUUCUAACUUUUCCCUGUAUGAUGUGUGCUCCACAGCGCCCCCUGUCAGGAGAUCCUGCUCUGGUACUUGGGCCACUGAGCCUCCUAUGUCCCUGUCAACCCUAAAGCAGCUGUGUGCCCUGGACAGAGUGAUGGGCAGGUUGGCCUCUGGGUUCCACUUCACACCUGGCAGUGAGAGAUGGGCACAGCUUACCCCCUCAGAGACAGUCAGGUGACUGGUAUUCAACAUCACACAAUAACUGGUCCCCAAUGCUUCCCUUCCUUUAGGGGUAAUCACUGAUCUGAUAUGAAUGGGAUUGAUUAAACUAAUGUAGUGGAAACCACACAUUCACCUAUCCAAUCAUGUCAUAUCAUGGAUUACUCCAAGGAGGGGUGGAAAGACAAAACUAUAAACUGUUCAAACACGUUCGAAUCUCUCCCCUCCUCUCCUCUACCUUGCAUGUCUCAGUAAUGAGGAUGAUGCUCUGUAUGAGAAGGUGUCUGGGGAGCAGUGUCUGGCCCAGCUGCUGGCUGAGAUGAAGGACAGUGACCUGCCUGGAGACUUCUUCCUGGAGCUGCUGCAGGUAGCUACUGUACCACACACAGACACAGAGAGGCAGCCUAUGGCUUUGGCCAUUAGUCUUUAUUGUCCUGCUGCGUUGCCCAGGUGGUGUUGGUCUGUAACUAUGGAUGCUCAUUUCCCUGCCAUGCCCUGACUUGCUGGGCUGAAGAGGAACAGGAAGUGGACACGUCAGCCAUGACAAUACUGCAGCUGGAGCAGCAUCUGUUAGGGAAAGUCACAGGGCGGGGUCAGAAGUUCGCUCUACUGCAGGUGCUGGCUGUCAUGUGUGAAGGUCUCCCUCAUACUCUACUGCUGCGCAAGCCAACCCAGAUAACGACUGUUAUACACCCCACAGCUAACCUUAAGGACCUUACUCUUGUUCAAGAUUGGACCAUGUCGGAUGCCAAUAGUUGACCAAUAUAGUAUUUUCUUUUCACUGCAUAACUAUUCAUCUCCACCCACUACAGGUUUCAUGAAGCUUCAGUCUCCCAUCACUUCUGUUCUUAAGUCAGUUCACCACCUCAUUACUUGUAGUUUUCUGAUUAGCGUUUAUAAAACUUUUACUUUAAAGCUACAAUAUGUAACUUUUUGGACAACCUGACCAAAAUCACAGUUAUAGAUCUUUCAUUGUCAUUGAAAGCAAGUCUAAGAAGCGGUAUAUCUGUUCUAUGUGUGAUAUUUCGAUACUUCCCGUUCUUAAGUUUUUGCGUCUUUUACUUUCAGUUUUGUACACCAGCUUCAAACAGCUGAAAAUACAAUAUUUUUAGUUAUGGGAAAUAUAUUUCACAGUGGUUUAGAUGGUACAAUGAUUAUCUACACAAUCCUUGCUUGCUUUGUUACAUAAACUGAAAUUAGGCUAACUAUUAGAAUUUUAGCAACCAGGGAUGGCAGAGUGAUUUCUGUGUAGUUCACCUUUAAGCGUCUCUGUCCUCUCCCUCAGCAUCAGGGCUUUACAGAACACUGGUCAUCUGGGCCUCUUUAUUAAGGAAUGAGGGCAUGUUGACUAAUACUUUAAGAGCUCUAAGAAUAGCAGUGUCUAUCUCUGAUGAGGUAAAAGACCCAGGGCUAACACUGUGCCAUUUUUCCUGAGGUAAACCACUCACGCUCAUGUUAGGAAACGUCUCUGAUAAACUGGUCUCAGUUUGUUUGAUAAGCAGUAUUUUUAGCUGUCUUAUCUCUACCGCCCUCAGCCAGGUUUUUUUGCUGAGAACUUUAAAAAAAAGUUGUAUGUUUUAAGUCUGAGGGAGGAUGUAAUGGCACUAUUUAGUAGACACCUAGUGGUAGGAAAUGUGUGGUUUGUACAAGCAGGUGUCUGUCUGUCUGUCUGUCUUGUAUCUCAGGUGUGUUGUCUGUCCUCUCCCAGGUGGUGGAGUUCACCGUGGCUAUGCUGCAGAGGGCCUGUGUGGGUAUGGACCAGGUCCGGGGUGUUGAGGGGCCAGUGGAGACCCAGACCCUCAGCAUGGGAAUGGGCCUGGUGGGCACCCUGCUCUCAGGACCGUCAUCGGUACACGCAUGUACGUACGCACGUACGUACAUACGUACGUUCAGGCAGCAGGCUUUAUCAUUGAUACUACUGAUACUGCUACUAGUAUGCUACUAUGUGGAUGUGGUCAUACUGUAUAUUAUGUGGUAUUUUGUUUUGAUGUCUCUCUUUCUCGCUCUCUUUGUCUCUUUGUCUCUCCUCUCUCUCUCUCCUUGUCGCAGCUGAGUGCUGAGGACUACUCAGGAAUGUCGAGGCUCCUCCCACCCCUGGAGGAGAUUUCCCAGAGGCACCCUGAGGUGGUGAUCCGUCACACACAAAAACCACACAUCAUGGGAGAGGCUCCAGCAAUAGACUCAUUAUCUUUUAGCGUGUAGAUUUGACCACACAAAGAAGGAAGCGUCUGCAGCUUUCCUCAAUGACGCAGUCACCCAAGGAUCUGACAGAUUCAUCAUGAGCUGUUUUGUGAGGGACAUGUGUAUGAAUGAAUGUGAAUGUGCUUACUCAUGUUUGUGUGUUAUAACAGUGGAUCAGGCCUAAUUGUAGUCAGAAAGACAUAAAACAGUCGUAAAUCAGACAGUACAUGCAUGUUCCACACUCAGAGGUUUGUUUGGAGGGGACUGUAUUGUUUGGGGUUUUCCCCUCUGCCAGAUCUCGAUAGUACCAUUUCCCGGGACAAG